Messenger RNA from Moesziomyces antarcticus, 759 nucleotides. Its product is annotated as NAGB/RPIA/CoA transferase-like protein. Gene Ontology annotation, cellular component: mitochondrion. The record is from RefSeq and is a predicted model, not a curated record. The transcript has 2 exons. Gene Ontology annotation, biological process: tetrahydrofolate interconversion; folic acid-containing compound biosynthetic process. The coding region runs from base 1 to 759 and encodes 252 amino acids. Lineage: Eukaryota; Fungi; Basidiomycota; Ustilaginomycetes; Ustilaginales; Ustilaginaceae. Gene Ontology annotation, molecular function: 5-formyltetrahydrofolate cyclo-ligase activity.
AUGGCGUCCAACUCUGCAACGGCUCUGCGCGCGGCCAAACGGCAGCUGCGCAAGUCGAUGGCGCACAAGCUGUCUCUCAUGCGCGCCGACGAGAUCGCUUCGCAGUCGCACAAGGUCGCCGAGCAGGUGCUGCGCUCGCAGACGUACGCACAGGCGCGCGCCAUCAGCGUCUACAUCCACAUGAACGUCGGCGAGGUGGUGACGGACCACAUCUGCAGGUCCAUCCUCAAAGACGGCAAGCGCCUCUACGUUCCGCUGUUUGCCUCGCCCGCUGCACCAGCUGUCGCGAGCGGGCCAACAGUGCCCGAGGCCCCCGCAGCGGCCAAGAGCGAGUUCGCCACGGAUAUGAUCAUGCUGCGGCUGCGUGACGUGGCCGAGUACGAGUCGAUGGCCGCGAACCGAUGGGGCAUUCGCGAACCACCACUCACGUACGAAGACGGCACCAUGCGCGAACAAGCUCUGGACGAAGCAUCAGGAGGAGACGGUCUCGACCUCAUCCUUGCACCUGGAGUCGCGUUCGACGAGACCGGAGGCCGACUUGGUCAUGGCAAGGGUUACUACGACCGCUACCUCGCACGCGCCGAUGAGUGGGCCGCCCGCAAGGGAAGACAUGGACCCGUCACGGUGGCGCUGGCGCUGCGCGAACAGGUCCUCCCACCAUCCGAGCGAGUUCCAGCCGAUGAGCGCGAUCGCAUCCUCGACGGCAUCAUCUCGCCAGAUACGUCGAUUCUGCCUCCGUCCUCACGAUGGCGUCCAUGA